Molecule: messenger RNA, 3324 nt
Organism: Xenopus tropicalis (tropical clawed frog)
Lineage: Eukaryota; Metazoa; Chordata; Amphibia; Anura; Pipidae
Gene: slc2a11.3
Product: solute carrier family 2, facilitated glucose transporter member 11 gene 3
Exons: 13
Coding region: 331-1827 (498 amino acids)
Biological process (GO): transmembrane transport
Cellular component (GO): sarcolemma; membrane; plasma membrane
Molecular function (GO): transmembrane transporter activity
Source: RefSeq, a predicted model, not a curated record
GUUUUUUCCUUUGCAGAUACUUUAUGGCUGCUAGCGAUAAGUGAAUCUUGGGUGAAAUUUGCAAAACUGCAAAAAUUUGUGAAAUGCAUUGAAGUCAAUGGAUGUUUUUCACGGGUACAAAGUGAAUUUUCUUUGUGGCGAAUCCUAGGGACAUAUUUUGCUCAUCAAAUAUGGCUACCCUGGUCUUGAUUAAUGAGAAAAAGCAAAAGGCUACACCGAAUGUGAAUUUAACUUCAAUAUGAGAUAAAUGUGAUUGUUCUGGUCAGCAUUCUACACGUGGCAGAGCCAAGUUACAUUCCUGGACAGAAAGACUGCAAAGAAUCUUGAAAAAUGGAAAGUAGGCUCAAGGACUUGGUCCAGCACCGGGGUCUUCUCAUGAUGAUAUUUGUGCUGGGGAUAGGAGGUACCUUCCAAUACGGAUUCCACAUCUCUGAUAUGAAUGCCCCCUCAGUGUUCAUAAAGAGGUUUAUCAACACCACAUGGAUAUAUCGUUAUCAGUCCCCUGUCGAAGAUAACACACUGAGGAUAAUCUGGUCAUUUAUUGUGUCCAUUUUUGCCAUUGGUGGACUUUUUGGUUCAAUGGGAGCCGGAUAUCUUAUAUCCAAAUUUGGCAAGAAAAGAUGCCAGCUCUGCAGCUGUGUUAUUCCUUUAUGUUCUGCUGUGUUAGCUGGUUGCAGUAGCACUGCCAAGUCUUUUGAGAUGAUCCUUAUUGCCAGAUUCUUUGAUGGUAUAAAUGCAGGAAUUGGGUUUACUCUUCACUCACAGUAUGCAGGAGAAAUUGCGCCAAAAAAGCUACGUGGUUUUACAAACACUAGUAUUUCCAUUUUUGUUACAUCUGGAAAAAUGAUUGGUCAGAUAGUUGGGCUCAGAGAACUCCUGGGCACUGAGCUUCUUUGGCCUGUGUUAAUAUCUCUGAGUGGUUUCUGGUCACUGAUUCAGCUGUGCACCCUGCCAUUCUUUCCAGAGUCUCCAUCAUACCUCCUAUUGAAGGGUGACAAAGAAGGGUGCUUGAAAGCUCUGAAACAACUAUGGGGUGAUGGAGACUACGAAGCAGUCAUUAAUGAAAUGUCCAAGGAACAAGCUGCUAGAAGUGGUGGGAAAAAUCUGACUGUGCUGCAGCUUCUGCGAGAUCCUUCCCAGCGCUGGCAGCUCUAUGCUCUUAUUGCCUUGACAAUUGCUCUGCAACUUUGUGGGGUCAAUGCGAUUUAUUUUUAUGCAAGUGAUGUGUUCAAAUCUGCUGGAUUCAAACCCACACAAAUUCCAUAUUUGACCAUCGGUGUAGGAAUAUGUGAAGCCACAUCUGUGAUCUUUUGCAGUCUGGUGGUUGAUCGUUUUGGCAGGAGAUUCUUCCUUCUUGGGGGUUAUAUAAUGAUGGUAUUGGCACUGGGUCUCAUCACCAUAACAAUCUCAUUUCAGGCACAUGCUACCUGGUUGCCUUACUGCAGUGUCUUCCUAAUCUUUCUAUUUGUUCUGUCAUUUGGAUCAGGACCAGGUGCUACCACCAUGACCGUUAUAGUGGAAAUAUUUUCCCAGACUUCCCGCACUGCAGCAUUGGUCAUGGUGGGAACAAUAAACUGGGCUGAACUAUUCAUUCUUGGCAUGGUCUUCCCUUUUAUACAGGCUGCCAUUGGACAAUUUUGCUUCCUCAUUUUCCUUGUCAUAAUUGCUUCGUGUGGGAUAUAUUUGUACUUUUUCCUCCCAGAGACAAAAGGAAAAUCUUGGCUUGAAACCAAAGAUGAUUUUAAUAAAUACAGCUGUAGGAGACAAAACACGGAUGAGACUUCAGAGAGUCAACCAGAUAUCUAUGUAAUAUCCACCAGGCUUUAACCAGUAAACAUGGCUGAUGACUGCAACUUAGAAUGAAUAACAUGGAAAGACCUUAUUCCUAAACUGGAAGCAAUAGCAAUAUGAAGUGCUCAAAUCUGCAUUUAUAUGCAACUGGCAUGUAGCACUCUGAACAAGAUCAAGCUAUCCUACCCCAAACUAAGGCAAUGUUGUGUCUUGCCUGAAUGUGAACUGUUUUGUCUAAAACACACAAUAAUGGAAACAUGAGAACCACAGACAAUAACAUGCAUUCACAUUGUAACUUUAAAAGUAGUGACAUGAGGCAGAAAUUUCAGUUCCCUUUAUUUACUGGCCUACAUCAGUCCUGUCAUAUAUUUGGAAACCACUAUGAUGCCUAUUAACACUCAAGGACCCGCACAUGUAGGUCAGAGUAACUGUAGCCUACACACAGCACUGUCAUGGGUGGUAUACUGGGGGUACUGCUAUCAGGAGCAUUUUGGCCCCACUUUACUUAUUGGCAAGACCACCACCCAGCCAACCCAGAUAAGCAGUGGGCCCUUCAGGGAAGGGUGCUGCUAACUUGUAUUGGGCCCAAGAUUAUUGAUGGUGGCCCUGCUCCAAAGAGUGAUAACCGGAAAGUAUUCCCAAGAUCAGUAAAAGCGAUAAUUCUUGACCUUGGUCUGCUGCUAUUUAUACAUUUUAGGCUUGGGAUACACAGGGCAGAUGAUCCGCUUUUCUGCAGCUACAUUUAAAAGGUGUUGGGCUGAAACAUGUGAAUGUAUUUUAAGGCCAAAAUUUGCUCAUUGUAGCUACACUCAGGUAAACACUGUGCUUGUCUGUGGAGCUACAAGGAUGAACAGAUUAGAGCAGCCCCAUAGGCUCUUAGCCUAAACAUUUCUCUGCACUCACAUACAAUAGUUUAUCACGUUGUCUAUGUACAAAAGCACUGGUAGUGUCUGUCCAUUAUGGAGAUUAUAUAGGUAACAUACCUACAGUAGAUAAUAUGUAUAGAUAAUAAAAUACAGGUUUCUUCUGUACCUUUCUAAACCUAUAGAAAUUGUAUAAACACAAGAUAUGUAACAGUUUGUUGUAACUAUAUGUUGCCUGCCCUGGCUUCACAAUGUCUCCCAAUUCUCAUACAGGUCAGUUUCUGAUUACCAGCAGUAAUUUGUGCAACGAUCCCUGUGUAUUCAGAAACUAUUAUUCAAGUUCAACAGUGAGCUCCAUUUACUUUAUCCUUCCCACCUACUAAUGGAAAUGACAGUCCCCUUCCUCUCCACAGUCUGGAUCAAAUUGUGCAUGUGUGUCUAGUUCAGAGCACACAACCUUCCAUUGAAACUCAAUUGUCUACAUGUGCAUUAAUAUGAAUUCACCUAUAUUGCUCUGAACCCUCCAUUGACAUUUAUUGAACAUGCGUGAGCACACAGAUUUAACAUAUAUACAGCCAAACUAAUGCUUUAUGACAUUUCAAGUUAUAAACUUAUAUCCAGUGAAUAAGUUAAUAAAAAAAUAACACAUGGAUUUUUAUGUUUAUGUAAA